UGAUUGGAUCGAUUAGAAUAGAUGUGAAUAAGUGAAAACUAGUUUGUGGGUGAUUUCUUUGUCUUUGAAUGAGCAAAUAUAUUUUUCAAGAUGGCGACUGUAAUUGAUGAAAAAUUUGCAGCGAAGUUUCAUCAUCAUUGAUAAAACCAAGAUGUGAUUCACAACGAUAAUAAUAUUUUAUUGAAUCAUCGACGUUAGUCGAAAGAAUAAUCUGGAAUAUAAGAAGCCCUCCAUUAUUAAUUUGAACGCUUAAGUGAUGGGUUCUUAUAACUUAUUAAGAGAUUUCAACCAUGCAGAUUUUCGUCAAAACCCUAACCGGUAAGACCAUCACCUUGGAGGUCGAACCCUCGGAUACCAUCGAGAAUGUGAAGGCCAAGAUCCAGGAUAAGGAGGGCAUCCCUCCGGAUCAGCAGCGUUUGAUCUUUGCCGGCAAGCAGCUGGAGGAUGGACGUACCCUGUCGGACUACAACAUCCAGAAGGAGAGUACCCUCCAUUUGGUUCUGCGUCUGCGUGGUGGUAUGCAGAUCUUCGUCAAGACCUUGACUGGAAAGACCAUCACUUUGGAGGUUGAGCCCUCGGAUACCAUUGAAAACGUCAAGGCCAAGAUUCAGGAUAAGGAAGGUAUCCCUCCAGAUCAGCAGCGUUUGAUCUUCGCUGGCAAGCAGCUGGAGGAUGGACGUACCCUGUCGGACUAUAACAUCCAGAAGGAGAGCACUCUUCAUCUGGUCCUUCGUCUGCGUGGAGGUAUGCAGAUUUUCGUCAAGACUCUUACUGGCAAGACCAUCACCUUGGAGGUCGAACCCUCGGAUACCAUUGAAAACGUCAAGGCCAAGAUCCAGGAUAAGGAAGGUAUCCCUCCAGACCAGCAGCGUUUGAUCUUCGCCGGUAAGCAGCUGGAAGAUGGCCGCACCCUGUCAGACUACAAUAUCCAGAAGGAGAGCACUCUUCAUCUGGUCCUGCGUCUCCGUGGAGGUAUGCAAAUCUUCGUCAAGACCCUGACUGGAAAGACCAUCACUUUGGAGGUCGAACCCUCGGAUACCAUUGAAAACGUCAAGGCCAAGAUCCAGGAUAAGGAAGGUAUCCCUCCAGACCAGCAGCGUUUGAUCUUCGCCGGUAAGCAGCUGGAAGAUGGCCGCACCCUGUCGGACUACAAUAUCCAGAAGGAGAGCACUCUUCAUCUGGUCCUGCGUCUCCGUGGAGGAAUGCAGAUUUUCGUCAAGACCCUUACUGGCAAGACUAUCACCUUGGAGGUCGAACCCUCGGAUACCAUCGAAAACGUGAAGGCUAAGAUCCAGGAUAAGGAAGGCAUCCCUCCAGAUCAGCAGCGUUUGAUCUUCGCUGGCAAGCAGUUGGAAGAUGGCCGCACCCUGUCGGACUACAACAUCCAGAAGGAGAGCACUCUUCAUCUGGUCCUUCGUCUGCGUGGAGGUAUGCAGAUCUUCGUCAAAACCCUGACUGGUAAGACCAUCACCUUGGAGGUUGAGCCCUCGGAUACUAUUGAAAACGUAAAGGCUAAGAUCCAGGAUAAGGAAGGUAUCCCUCCAGAUCAGCAGCGUUUGAUCUUCGCCGGCAAGCAGCUUGAAGAUGGCCGCACCUUGUCGGACUACAACAUUCAGAAGGAGAGCACUCUUCAUCUGGUCCUUCGUCUGCGUGGAGGUAUGCAGAUUUUCGUCAAGACUCUUACUGGCAAGACCAUCACCUUGGAGGUCGAGCCCUCUGAUACCAUUGAAAACGUGAAGACCAAGAUUCAGGAUAAGGAAGGAAUCCCUCCAGAUCAGCAGCGUUUGAUCUUCGCCGGCAAGCAGUUGGAAGAUGGUCGCACCCUGUCGGACUACAACAUCCAGAAGGAGAGCACCCUUCAUCUGGUUCUGCGUCUGCGUGGAGGAAUGCAAAUCUUCGUCAAAACCCUGACUGGUAAGACCAUCACCUUGGAGGUCGAGCCCUCGGAUACCAUCGAAAACGUGAAGGCUAAGAUUCAGGAUAAGGAAGGUAUCCCUCCAGAUCAGCAACGUUUGAUCUUCGCUGGCAAGCAGUUGGAAGAUGGUCGCACCCUAUCGGACUACAAUAUUCAGAAAGAGAGCACUCUUCAUCUGGUCCUCCGUCUGCGUGGAGGUAUGCAGAUCUUCGUUAAGACCCUGACCGGAAAGACCAUCACCUUGGAAGUCGAGCCCUCGGAUACUAUUGAAAACGUCAAGGCUAAGAUCCAGGAUAAGGAAGGUAUCCCUCCAGAUCAACAGCGUUUGAUCUUCGCUGGCAAGCAGUUGGAAGAUGGCCGCACACUCUCUGACUACAACAUCCAGAAGGAAAGCACCCUUCAUCUGGUUCUGCGUCUCCGUGGAGGUAUGCAGAUCUUCGUCAAGACCCUGACUGGAAAGACCAUCACCUUGGAAGUCGAACCAUCUGACACCAUUGAAAACGUCAAGGCUAAGAUCCAGGAUAAGGAAGGUAUCCCUCCAGAUCAGCAGCGUUUGAUCUUCGCCGGCAAGCAGCUGGAAGAUGGCCGUACGCUCUCCGACUACAACAUUCAGAAGGAGAGCACCCUUCAUCUGGUCCUGCGUCUGCGUGGAGGUAUGCAGAUCUUCGUCAAGACUCUGACUGGAAAGACUAUCACCUUGGAGGUCGAACCCUCGGAUACCAUUGAAAACGUCAAGGCUAAGAUCCAGGAUAAGGAAGGUAUCCCCCCAGAUCAGCAGCGUUUGAUUUUCGCCGGCAAGCAGUUGGAAGAUGGCCGCACCCUGUCGGACUACAAUAUCCAGAAGGAGAGCACUCUUCAUCUGGUCCUGCGUCUGCGUGGAGGUAUGCAAAUCUUCGUCAAGACCCUGACUGGAAAGACUAUCACCUUGGAGGUCGAACCCUCGGAUACCAUUGAAAACGUCAAGGCCAAGAUCCAGGAUAAGGAAGGUAUCCCUCCAGACCAGCAGCGUUUGAUCUUCGCCGGUAAGCAGCUGGAAGAUGGCCGCACCCUGUCGGACUACAAUAUCCAGAAGGAGAGCACUCUUCAUCUGGUCCUGCGUCUCCGUGGAGGUAUGCAAAUCUUCGUCAAGACCCUGACUGGAAAGACUAUUACCUUGGAGGUCGAACCCUCGGAUACUAUUGAAAACGUCAAGGCCAAGAUUCAGGACAAGGAAGGUAUCCCUCCAGAUCAGCAGCGUUUGAUCUUUGCUGGUAAGCAGCUGGAAGAUGGCCGCACCCUGUCGGACUACAAUAUCCAGAAGGAGAGCACUCUUCAUCUGGUCCUCCGUCUGCGUGGAGGUAUGCAGAUCUUCGUCAAGACCCUUACUGGCAAGACCAUUACCUUGGAGGUUGAGCCCUCGGACACCAUUGAAAACGUAAAGGCUAAGAUCCAAGAUAAGGAAGGUAUCCCUCCAGACCAACAGCGUUUGAUCUUCGCUGGUAAGCAGUUGGAAGAUGGCCGCACCCUGUCGGACUACAAUAUCCAGAAGGAGAGCACCCUUCAUCUGGUGCUGCGUCUUCGAGGAGGUAUGCAGAUCUUCGUUAAGACUCUUACUGGCAAAACCAUAACCUUGGAGGUCGAACCCUCGGAUACCAUUGAAAACGUCAAGGCCAAGAUCCAGGAUAAGGAAGGUAUCCCUCCAGAUCAGCAGCGUUUGAUCUUCGCCGGCAAGCAGUUGGAAGAUGGCCGCACCCUGUCGGACUACAACAUCCAGAAGGAGAGCACUCUUCAUCUGGUCCUGCGUCUGCGUGGAGGUAUGCAGAUCUUCGUCAAGACCCUGACUGGAAAGACCAUCACCUUGGAAGUCGAGCCCUCGGAUACCAUCGAAAAUGUGAAGGCUAAGAUUCAGGAUAAGGAAGGUAUCCCACCAGAUCAGCAACGUUUGAUCUUCGCCGGCAAGCAGCUGGAAGAUGGACGCACCCUGUCGGACUACAAUAUCCAGAAGGAGAGUACUCUUCAUCUGGUCCUUCGUCUGCGUGGAGGUAUGCAGAUCUUCGUCAAGACCCUUACUGGCAAGACCAUCACCUUGGAAGUCGAACCCUCGGAUACCAUUGAGAACGUUAAGGCCAAGAUCCAAGAUAAAGAAGGAAUCCCUCCAGAUCAGCAGCGUUUGAUCUUCGCCGGUAAGCAGCUGGAAGAUGGCCGCACCUUGUCGGACUACAAUAUCCAGAAGGAGAGUACUCUCCACCUGGUCCUUCGUCUGCGUGGAGGUAUGCAGAUCUUCGUCAAGACCUUGACCGGUAAGACCAUCACCUUGGAGGUCGAACCCUCGGAUACCAUUGAAAACGUUAAGGCCAAGAUCCAAGAUAAGGAAGGUAUCCCUCCAGAUCAGCAGCGUUUGAUCUUCGCCGGUAAGCAGCUGGAAGAUGGCCGCACCUUGUCGGACUACAAUAUCCAGAAGGAGAGUACUCUCCACCUGGUCCUUCGUCUGCGUGGAGGUAUGCAGAUCUUCGUCAAGACCUUGACCGGUAAGACCAUCACCUUGGAGGUCGAACCCUCGGAUACCAUUGAAAACGUUAAGGCCAAGAUCCAAGAUAAGGAAGGUAUCCCUCCAGAUCAGCAGCGUUUGAUCUUCGCUGGCAAGCAGUUGGAAGAUGGCCGCACCCUGUCGGACUAUAACAUCCAGAAGGAGAGCACUCUUCAUCUGGUCCUCCGUCUGCGUGGAGGUAUGCAGAUCUUCGUCAAGACCCUUACUGGUAAGACCAUCACCUUGGAAGUCGAACCCUCGGAUACCAUUGAAAACGUGAAGGCCAAGAUUCAGGAUAAGGAAGGUAUCCCUCCAGAUCAGCAGCGUUUGAUCUUCGCCGGCAAGCAGCUGGAAGAUGGCCGUACGCUCUCUGACUACAACAUUCAGAAGGAAAGCACACUGCAUUUGGUCCUGCGACUGAGAGGCGGACAGUAAAAAUGAUAUUGAUCAAUAAAUAGAAAUUCCGUUAACU
This is a messenger RNA of Aedes albopictus (Asian tiger mosquito), 4893 nucleotides long. RefSeq names its product polyubiquitin-C. Gene Ontology annotation, cellular component: nucleus; cytosolic small ribosomal subunit; cytoplasm. NCBI's taxonomy places the organism in Eukaryota, Metazoa, Arthropoda, Insecta, Diptera, Culicidae. Gene Ontology annotation, molecular function: protein tag activity; ubiquitin protein ligase binding; structural constituent of ribosome. The record is from RefSeq and is a predicted model, not a curated record. The transcript has 3 exons. The coding region runs from base 291 to 4856 and encodes 1521 amino acids. Gene Ontology annotation, biological process: modification-dependent protein catabolic process; protein ubiquitination.